AUGCUCUUCCCGGGCCCGGCGGCUGUUUUCUGCUUGCUUCAGAUGCACCCUUGUCAGCAGCUCUGUUCCUCCACUGUAGGUCCAGAGUUUGUGGUUGCUUUGCAAGCUCACAGCCCCCACGCAGCCUGGAGACCUCCUCACACAGUCCUGCUGAUGAACACUCCCGGCACUCAGGCUUUGCGCUGCCGGGACAGCAGGGGCUUUGCGGCCUCCCCUCCUGUGCUCUGGAGCAUCACCAUCCCCAUUCUCAUCCUUACCAUCAUCUUCAUCACCAUCGAAACAGUGGCCCACCAUUACUAG
Rangifer tarandus platyrhynchus (Svalbard reindeer) is the source of this 300-nucleotide messenger RNA. The record is from the annotation of a GenBank genome assembly. NCBI's taxonomy places the organism in Eukaryota, Metazoa, Chordata, Mammalia, Artiodactyla, Cervidae.